This is a messenger RNA of Camelina sativa (false flax), 2580 nucleotides long. NCBI's taxonomy places the organism in Eukaryota, Viridiplantae, Streptophyta, Magnoliopsida, Brassicales, Brassicaceae. The record is from RefSeq and is a predicted model, not a curated record.
UCUGCUCUCUCUAUCUCAUCUUCCCCCAAUAUUAUUCCUUUGUCUCUUCCUCUCCUUUACUUUACUCCAAGCAAAGUAUUGCCCCAAUACACAUCCCGUGACUUUUCAUCAUCUCUCUCUCUCUCAAAUUAAGAAUCUUUUCUUCUUCUUCCUUCUUCUCCAAUGGCUCUUCUCUGAAAAAAAAGCAUCUCUCUGCUCCAUCGUUAAUGUCUUUCUUACUCUUCUUCUUUAUUUCAAUCUUGCUCUGCUUCUUCAAUGGAGCUACUACUACUACAGAGUUCGAUUUCUCCACGCUAGCUAUAAGCAACCUAAAGCUCCUCGGUAAUGCUCGUCUAAGCAACGGAAUCGUCAGCCUCACGCGUGACCUCUCUGUACCUAACUCCGGUUCCGGAAAAGUCUUGUACGCUAACCCAAUCAGAUUCCGACAACCCGGAACUCACUCUCCGACAAGCUUCUCAACUUUUUUCUCCUUCUCAAUCACCAAUGUCAACCCUUCUUCCAUCGGCGGUGGUCUCGCUUUCGUCAUCUCUCCCGACGCAAACUCAAUCGGCUUCGCCGGUGGCUCGCUUGGACUCACCGGUCCAAACGGUUCCGGUUCAAAAUUCGUCGCCGUCGAGUUCGAUACUUUAAUGGACGUGGAUUUCAAAGACAUUAAUAGCAACCAUGUCGGAUUCGACGUAAACGGCGUCGUUUCCUCUGUUUCAGGCGAUCUUGGCACCGUUAACAUCGAUCUCAAGAGCGGCAACACCGUCAAUUCAUGGAUCGAAUACGACGGAAGCGGCAACACCGUCAAUUCAUGGAUCGAAUACGACGGAGUAACUCGGGUCUUCAACGUAUCGGUCUCUUACUCCAAUCUGAAACCUAAAGUUCCGAUUUUGUCCUUCCCUCUCGAUUUAGAUCGAUACGUGAACGAUUUCAUGUUCGUCGGAUUCUCCGGUUCAACUCAGGGAAGCACAGAGAGUCACACUAUCGAAUGGUGGAGCUUCAGUUCCUCAUUCGGGUCGGGUUUCGGAUCCGGAUCCGGUUCACCUCCUCCUCGGGCUAAUUUGAUGAAUCCGAAAGCUAAUUCGGUGAACUCUCCGCCGCCAUUAGCGUCGCAACCGUCUUCUUCAGCGAUUCCGAUCACAAGCAACACUCAAUCGAAAACUUCGUCUUCGUCUUGCCACAACAGCUUCUGCAAAGAGAACCGUGGAGCAAUCGCCGGAGUUGUAACCGCCGGAGCUUUCUUUCUAGCACUAUUCGCCGGAGCUUUGUUCUGGGUCUACUCCAAAAAGUUCAAACGAGUCGAGAGAUCUGACUCUUUCGCAUCGGAGAUCAUCAAAGCUCCUAAAGAGUUCAGCUACAAAGAACUCAAAGCCGGUACAAAGAGCUUCAACGAGAGUCGAAUCAUCGGACACGGAGCCUUCGGAGUUGUUUACAGAGGAAUAUUACCUGAGACAGGAGACAUCGUCGCCGUGAAACGAUGCAGUCACAGCUCACAAGACAAAAAGAACGAGUUUUUAUCUGAGCUAUCCAUAAUCGGAAGCUUAAGACACAGAAACCUCGUGAGGUUACAAGGAUGGUGUCACGAGAAAGGUGAGAUUUUGUUAGUGUACGAUCUUAUGCCAAAUGGUUCGCUUGAUAAAGCUUUGUUCGAGUCACGUUUCACGUUACCGUGGGAUCAUCGGAAAAAGAUCUUGCUUGGUGUUGCGUCUGCGUUAGCUUAUUUACAUAGAGAGUGUGAGAAUCAAGUGAUUCAUAGAGAUGUUAAAAGUAGUAAUAUAAUGUUAGAUGAGAAUUUUAACGCCAAGCUUGGAGAUUUCGGAUUAGCGAGACAGAUUGAGCACGAUAAGUCCCCGGAAGCGACUGUUGCCGCCGGGACGAUGGGGUAUUUAGCGCCGGAGUAUCUUUUAACCGGUCGUGCUACGGAGAAGACUGAUGUUUUUAGUUACGGAGCGGUGGUUUUGGAAGUGGUUAGUGGGAGAAGACCGAUCGAGAAGGACUUAAAUGCGCAAAGACAUAAUAAUGUUGGUGCAAAUCCGAAUUUAGUAGAAUGGGUGUGGGGUUUGUAUAAAGAAGGGAAAGUUUCGGCUGCGGCUGAUUCUAGACUUGAAGGUAAGUUUGAUGAAGGUGAGAUGUGGCGGGUCAUGGUAGUGGGACUGGCUUGUUCUCAUCCGGAUCCAGCAGCUAGGCCUACUAUGAGGUCAGUGGUGCAAAUGCUGAUUGGUGAGGCUGAUGUACCGGUUGUGCCUAAGUCUAGACCAACCAUGAGUUUUAGCACUUCGCAUUUGUUGCUGAGUUUGCAAGAUACGCUCUCUGAUUGUAAUACCGUGGCUUUGAAUUCUAGCCGUUCGUCGUCGUGGUCUGUCCCAGAACAUAACGUUAUCAUUCGAAGCGACGAUGACCAUUUGAUAUAGUCUAUAUCAUAUAGAUUUAGAUAUAUUGGAGUUGAAACAAAGAGAUGUGUUUUGUGUGUUUGAUUAUUUGAUUAGAUUUUGAUUUGUGUUGUAACAUUCAAUUCAUUUAUGUUUCUUUCAAUGUAUGUAAGAUAAGGAAAAAAAAAUGGUUGAAUAGAACUUAGAAGCCAUUAUCUAAGCAAUU